AUGGAUAGAAAUUGCAAGAAACAAGAUGUCCAAAAAACCCGCCUAGAUUCCAGACGACUACCAGCUGUAUUCAAGAAGGGUGACAAGGUUCUCCUGAAAUCUCAUACUCUCAGUAGCUCCAAAAGUGGAUUCUCUUCAAAGCUUGCCCCAAAAAGGGAUGGUCCUUAUAUGAUCUUGAGAAUUGCUUCUCCUACAACCUACGAGUUAGGAAGCUGUACAAAUCCUCCAGAAAGAAUUGGACGCUAUCACGUCGCGGACCUCGGCCCGUUUAUUGAAGGGACUAGAAGUGAUACAUUAACGCCCUUAAUACCAAAACGGAGGAGGGGUCGUCCUAAAAAGAAUGUUUCAGCCUAA
Messenger RNA from Zophobas morio, 354 nucleotides. RefSeq lists its product as uncharacterized. The transcript has a single exon. Bases 1 to 354 code for a protein of 117 amino acids. Lineage: Eukaryota; Metazoa; Arthropoda; Insecta; Coleoptera; Tenebrionidae. The record is from RefSeq and is a predicted model, not a curated record.